Penaeus vannamei (Pacific white shrimp) is the source of this 1517-nucleotide messenger RNA. Lineage: Eukaryota; Metazoa; Arthropoda; Malacostraca; Decapoda; Penaeidae. The record is from RefSeq and is a predicted model, not a curated record.
GGCGGGAGGAGGCGGCGGCGGGGCGUGAGGGCGAGCGAGAGCAUCCUCCUGUACUCCGCCUUCUACGACCCGAGGACAGGCUCCGGUCAGCCCCCGUGCGUGCGGAUCCUCGGGAUGAGUCGCCGCGAGAAUCCGGACUCGAUGUGGUGCCAGCUGUGGUUCGACGCCCGGGACGCGCCGGUGGCCGUCAGGGUGGCCGGCGUCGAUCACAUCGACUACCACGCGAAGGAUCCCUCGUACCCGAUGCCCUUUCUGUUCACGUGCCCGCUCCCUGCCCCCGUGGCCCCCCUGCCGCCCCCGCCGUCUCCCUGGCCCCUCCCCCUGCCGCCCUGCCACGAACGCCCUCAAGGUCGUGGGAGGUCGAGAGCGAGCGUCGUCUGCCUUCGUCGGCGAGCAGGACGGCAAGGACCCGCCCACCUGGAGCGUCGCCGUCUGUGGCCCCGCCCUCUUCUACUACAACGAAGACUUCUCCGACCGCCUCAUCGAAUGGCUCGAGACGCUGCGGGCCAUGGGCGUGGCGAAGGUCUUCCUGUACGAGACCGACGUGGCGCCCACACUAAGCCAGGUUCUACGCCACUACGAGCAGGACGGCUUGGUCAGCACCUUGCCGUACUCCUAUCCGCCGCCGUAUCCGAAUCACCCGGCGACGCGAUGGAUAUGGAGACACCUCGAAUCCGAAAAUUACUUCAGCCAAGAGAACGUCUACUUCAGCGACUGCGUGCUGAGGCACAUGCACGAGUACCGCUUCAUCGCCCACUUCGACCCCGAUGAAGUGCCUGUCCUCCCGCACCACCAGACGCUUCCCGGGCUGGUCGCCGAGCUGCUCAGGACCUCCUCGGGCAAGGCCUACCCAGCCUACAAUCUGCAGAUGAUCAACUUCUACGAGGACCUCCCGCCCGUGGAAGAGGUGCGCGAUCUCCCUCCCUUCCUGUGGGUCCUCAGGCACACCGCGCGGCUCAAGGAGGACCCCGCGUUCGUCACGGGCCACUCCAAGCCCAUCUUCGACAUGGACUUCGCGCGUGGAGUGUUCUCGCACGCGCCCGUGACGUGCGUGGGUAUGUGCGAGGCUGUGAAAAGGGUAAGUCCAAGCCUGGCUUACCUUGGGCACUUCAAAGGGACCUGUGGAGAGAAGUGCCAAGACAAAGACCUAUUGAGGACAGAGACAGCACAUCUGCGAUACAGGGAUUUGGUCCUUCAGGCUGUCACUUCCGUUAAGAAGAAGCUGCAGCUGGUCUAGUUUAGUGUCAGCUCUGAACUGGAGUAUUAAAAUAUCCUUAUGUCGUUUUACUCUUGUAUAAUGAAUUAUUACGAUUUUUCCAGCUACCUCAUACACCGUGGUUGUAUUUCCCCCUUUUUCUUAGAAAUAAAUGUAGGUUUAGUUUAGUCCUGACUUUUUCAACCAGUAUCAGAGUUUGUUCAGCUUCAAUUUUCAAUAGUUCAAUCAUAGAGGACUUAGGCAAGAUAUUGUUAAUUCAUCAUUAAAUUAAACAGAUGAAAGCAAUUUGUUUCUAAAGAAG